AAGAUGCCAAUGUCCGGCGGUACCUCCAGCUGACACAGUCGGAACUCAACAGCUACCAUAGGAAAGAGAAGCAGCUGUACCUGGGCAUGUUUGGUUAAUGAAGAAAAAAGAUGCUCCUUCAUGUGAACUUGGGUGGACCAUUAAAGAUCCAUCAAAGGAAAACCUGAGCCUCAGCAAGAUAAAUUAAUCUUAUAUCUCUGAUCCAGGUGGAUUUGUUUUGUUUCCUGUUCUAAACAAGCUCUUUGAUACUUAGACCAUCUGUAUGUUGUUUUUUUUUUCUUUAGCCUAUCCACAUAUCAUUUUUAAUACAUGUUAUUGUUGAGGGUUUUUGCUUUGAGAAGUAAACUAGGAAACAGUCCUCUGGUAUGGAUUAAUCUAUUUCUGGCAUAGACUUUAAUGAGAUGCUGUUAGGUGUAUUUAUAUACAGAGAAGACUAGCAGAGGAUGAAAUAGUAAGGUUAGGCAGAAAGGAGUUUCUGUUUCCUCAGAUGCCCAAAUCAAACUGGUAAAUACAUUUUUGUGAAACUAGGUAAUUUUAAAUUGGGCCCAAUUAUAUUUAAAUGAAAGGCUUGAAAUUAAUCAUUUUUUAUUUAAAUCCCUUAGUCUCCUUAACAUUUCAAACACGUUCAGAUUCUUUUUCCCCUGUAAGAAUGUCUCUAACCAGGUACAGUAGUGCAUUCCCAAUCCCAGCAUUCAGGAAGCUGAGGGUAGUCUGGGCUACAUGGCAAGAUUUGUCUCAAAAAAACAAGGGCCAGGAAGGUAGUUUGGUGUUAGAGCAUUUGCCUAGCAUGAGUGGGGCUCUGGAUUCUUCCCGGGGGGGGCAACACUACAAAGAAAACUAAAAAGCAUCUUCUAUUAUUUUCUGGUAAUUUCUACUCCUUGCUUAUUGCUGUUACUCAGAUCACAUAGUAUACUUACUUUUUCAUUAAACUGUCCUAUCUUAAAACUUCUAGAGUCAAGCACAAGUAUUUAUUCAAUAACCCUUCAGUCUUUAUGCCAAAAAAAAAUUUAAUUUUUAAUAGAUACAGAUGUACAGUAUGCUCAUUUGUCUAAAAAUCAUAGUAAAGACAGAUUACCAUGCCAUCUGGAAACAAUACCACAACAGAGCAGGAUAAAAACCUAAAUCUCUUCGUUAACCUGUCAUCCUGUAUUUUGCAAGAGAUCGGUUCCUUACAGGGCAGGGAAGCAACAAGAAAGGCUGUUACUGCUCAGUAUCUUGGAAAUACCUGAUAGAACACUGGUAAAGCUGGGUUGGGCAUGAAAGUAGGGUGCACAUCUAGUGUAGGUUUAGCUCAGUAAGUUCUGUCAACCAGGAGCUCCCUUAUCACUAUGUUUACACAUAUGAUAAUAGUCAUAAUCCACAAUACUAAAUAAUUGUGUAUCUGAAUAGUAGCUAACAUAAUGUAGCAUCAUUGCUACCUUUAUAAGUGGAGGUAAUAAGCAUGUGUCACUUGUCACCAUAUAAAAACCAUAAACCAAAUAGAUUUCUGAGGAAAAAAAAAUUAAAAACACUCUAGUUUGUCAGCAAUACCCAACUCUUCAAAUGGGCUAGCCUCCUUUUUGUUCCUCUCUGUAUUUUAAAUAAUACAACUAUCAGCAUACAUCAAAAAGGUUUUCUGCAAAUAAUCUCAUAAAGCCCAAGGACAGAACUAACAAAUACAAGAAGUAGAAUGUUUUACUUCUUAAAUUGUUAAACUUAGGUUUAUUGAUAAAAUUUUAUCAUGGUAAAUCCUGUCAAGUCAGUUUAGCCAGAAACUCUUUAUUGUGUUUCCUCUUAAUAAUUUUCCAUUCACUGAUCCUUAUCUACCCUAUCCCUUAAUUAUAAGUCCUACCUGCCUUGUUGGAGUUAAGACUUGUGCCUCAUCUCUGUCCCCCACUGCAAAACCUGGUUGUAGUGGUUCCUAUACCUAUUGUCAUGACUUCCCCUUAAAUAAUCUGCCUUACCAUGCUUUUAAAUUUUUUUAAAAAAUUUUGUCGUGUUUUAUGUUUCAUUUGUUUCAUGCUGGUUUUGCUUUCUGAUGUUCUAUUAUCUUGUAUUUCAAAAACCUGAUGUUACCAUAAGCUGUCUUCUACAUUUAGGAGGAAAAAAAUAAAAUUAAUAUUUAAAAAUG
Molecule: messenger RNA, 2110 nt
Organism: Castor canadensis (American beaver)
Lineage: Eukaryota; Metazoa; Chordata; Mammalia; Rodentia; Castoridae
Gene: Ttc9c
Product: tetratricopeptide repeat domain 9C
Molecular function (GO): protein binding
Source: RefSeq, a predicted model, not a curated record